AUGGUCAAACGUAAGAAACAUGAUAAGGAUAAGUACUAUAAUCUUGCUCGACAACAAGGUUAUCGUGCCCGUUCAGCAUUUAAAUUGAUUCAAUUGAAUAAAAAGUAUGAUUUUCUAUCAACUGCAAAAGUCUGCAUUGAUCUUUGUGCUGCACCUGGUGGAUGGUGUCAAGUUGCAGCAAAGUAUAUGCCAGCAUCAAGUAUUAUUCUAGGUAUUGAUUUACUACCAAUUCGUCCAAUUCGAGGUGUCAAGACAUUUCAAUGUGAUAUUACCACAAGUCGUUGUCGUCAAAUUAUCAAACAAGAAAUGCAAAGCUGGCAAGCAGAUAUCGUUCUUUGUGAUGGAGCUCCAAAUGUUGGUGCUGAGUACUCUAAGGAUGCUUACGUACAGAAUGAAUUAUCACUUGUGGCAUUGAAGUUAGCAGUUGAUGUCAUGGCGCGAGGUGGAACGUUUGUAUCAAAAGUCUUUCGUUCACAGGAUUACAAUGCUUUGCUCUGGGUCUUCAAGCAAUUGUUUAAAAAAGUGAGCGCGACAAAACCUUUGUCAUCGCGGAAUGAAUCGGCCGAGAUUUUUGUAGUGUGUGAACAAUUCUUGGCACCACAGUCCAUUGAUCCAAAACUGUUUGACCCCAAGUAUGUUUUCGACCAAGUUGAGACACAAGAAAAGACAAUUACGAUCUUUCAUCCAAAGUUUGGCGAGCGCAAACGGCAUCGUGAAGGCUAUGACGAGGCGCUUGGUGUGACGUUGACGAAUGAGUGCAGUGUGACACAAUUUAUUGAUGACCAUGAUCCCAUUCGAUUGUUGACCGACACUACUAGUAUCAAAUUCUUACCAGAAGAUGACGUGUAUCGUGAACACAAUGACACAUCCGAUGAAAUUGUGACUUGUUUGAGUGAUCUUAAGGUGCUUGGCAAGUCUGACUUUAAGAUGCUGUUGAAAUGGCGAAGUCGCAUGCUGAAGUUUAAGGAAGAACUUUUGAAGGCGGAAAACUGUGAUGAACUCAAGACAAAGGAUAAUUCUGAAAAACCAGAAGAGCCUGGGCGUGAAUUGACUGAGAAAGAGAAAGAUGCUCUUGUUUGUGAGGAAUUGUCCCAGCUUCAAGCUAAUGUUCAGGCAAAGAAGAAGCGUGAAAAAAAGAAGGAGCGUGAGCGCAAGCAAAAACUUCGUAUUCGUGCUGCGCUUGGAAUGAACGCAGAAGGCAUUGACGUCACUGCAGCGGAGUCUGCUUUCAGUUUGAAGGAGCUGAAGCUGACAAAGAAAAAGAUUGACGACCUUGAAAACGCCGGAGCUGAAUCAUCGUCUGACGAGGAGCUUGAGUUUGAGACUGACGUUGAAGACGAAGAUGCUGCUCUUGAGGACAGUGAUGCCGAGUACGACGAAUUGCUGGAAGCGUCGAUGGAGAAAUCGUAUGAUGAGUACUUAACACGCCGUGGCGAUGAUGUGAAGACUCGCAAGGCGGUGAAGCGCACGAAGGUUGCUAAACGAGCUUUGGCUGGUGAGGCCCUUGUGGAAGACAGCACAAUGUUUGACGGCGACAUGAAGCAGUACCAAAAGAUGAUCAACCCAGACGAGAGUUCCGAUGACAGUGAUGACGAAGAGGAUGAUAUGAAUGUGUUUUUGAAAGUCCCUGAAAAGUCAAAUGCUGCGGUGUCUCGUUGGUUUUCUAACAACAAAAUGUUUGACGGCAUUCUCGAAACAGACGAGUUGGCGUUGCCUCAGAUGCCAAAGACCGACAAGGAGAUUCGUCAUGCUAAGCGUAAAGCAGCAUUGGAACGCAAAGAACGCCGUGCGCUGAAGAAAGUCAAGAACGAGGAAAAGGAGUACGAGCUGGAGUAUGGCACCGAGUUUGACGUUGCUGCUGCAGAACAUUCUGACGAUGAAGCUGCAAUGGCCGCCGAAGCAGAAAGCGACGAUAAAAUUUCUGCUGAGAAGAAGGCGCUGAUUCGCUCUGGCAUGGGUGCUGCGCUGAAGAGCAAUGACAGCUCGACAGACAAGUUUGAGGUUGUUGCUGCUGGUGACGAGCCGGAUGAGAAUGCUCUGCAGGUCAUGGAUGAGCGCAAGUACGACUCGGACCACGAGGAGUAUGAUGCUGAAGAUCGUGCUAAGACUCUUGCUCUUGCAAGUAUGAUGGUUCAGAAGUCAAAGGCAAAGGACCUGAUUGAUGCAAGCUACAAUCGCUACACAUGGAAUGACUCGGAGGCCUUGCCCGAUUGGUUUGUUGAUGAUGAGGAGAAGCAUUACCGACCUCAAAUCCCGAUUCCAAAGAAUGUCCUGGCACAGAUGAAGGAACGGUUUAUGGAAAUGGCUACCAAGCCUGUCAAGAAGGUGGCCGAGGCUCGUGGUCGUAAGCAGCGAAUGCAAAUGAAAAAGCUGAAGGCAGCCAAGAAGAAGGCAACGGACAUUGCUAACUUGCCUGACAUGUCGACACGCGAGAAGCUCAAGGCUAUUGACCGUGCCAUGAAAGGUGCUCACCUCAAGAAGGAAAGCAAGGUGUAUGUUGUGUCGACGCGUGGUGGAACCAAGACUGCUGGUGGUAAGAAAGCUGGCAAAGGCAAGGUCAAGCUUGUGGACCCGCGCAUGAAGAGUGACAAGCGCAACGCUGAAAUCCGUGCGAAGCGUGGCAAGAAGCGGAAAAGAUAA
This is a messenger RNA of Peronospora belbahrii, 2640 nucleotides long. The record is from the annotation of a GenBank genome assembly. Lineage: Eukaryota; Oomycota; Peronosporomycetes; Peronosporales; Peronosporaceae.